CAAACCAAGUUACGAAGCAAAAUAGUUAUUGUAGGUUGUGUUUGCCGCUGUAAAUCAGUUUAGCCGAAUUUAAACCAUGUCCGCCAGAUACGACCGUGCGAUCACAGUCUUCUCACCGGACGGUCACCUUCUGCAAGUCGAGUACGCACAGGAGGCCGUGCGAAAAGGAUCGACCGCCGUCGGUGUGCGAGGGGCGAACGCCGUGGUCUUGGGUGUUGAGAAAAAAUCCGUCGCUAAGUUACAGGAGGAGAGGACUGUCAGGAAGAUAUGCCUGUUGGACGAGCACGUAGUUAUGGCGUUUGCUGGUCUUACCGCCGACGCCAGGAUAUUGAUCAACAGGGCCCAAAUUGAGUGCCAGUCACACAAACUAACUGUAGAAGAUCCAGUAACCUUAGAAUACAUUACCAGGUACAUCGCCAGUCUGAAGCAGAAGUACACACAGAGCAAUGGCAGGAGACCGUUCGGUAUUUCUUGUUUACUUGGUGGCUUCGACUAUGAUGGCAAAGCCCAUUUGUACCAGACUGAGCCAUCUGGUAUCUAUUAUGAAUGGAAGGCGAACGCCACAGGCAGAUCAGCCAAAACAGUCAGAGAAUUCUUGGAAAAAAAUUAUUCAGAGGAGGAAGUGGCAACAGAAAAAGGUACAGUCAAAUUGGCAAUUAAAGCCCUGUUGGAAGUAGUCCAAUCAGGCCAGAAAAAUCUGGAGAUCGCUGUUAUGAGACUUGGUGAACCUAUUGUCAUGUUGGACACAGCAACUAUUGAACAGUAUGUGACAGAAAUUGAGAAGGAAAAGGAGGAGGAAGCUGAGAAGAAGAAACAAAAGAAAUAAGGGGAUUAAACUUAUAAUUAAUUUGUUAAUUUCAUAAAAUUAUGAUAACAUUUUUUAAAUUAAAUUUAUAAUAAUAA
Molecule: messenger RNA, 903 nt
Organism: Aethina tumida (small hive beetle)
Lineage: Eukaryota; Metazoa; Arthropoda; Insecta; Coleoptera; Nitidulidae
Product: proteasome subunit alpha type-7-1
Exons: 2
Coding region: 77-826 (249 amino acids)
Biological process (GO): ubiquitin-dependent protein catabolic process
Cellular component (GO): proteasome core complex, alpha-subunit complex; proteasome core complex; nucleus
Source: RefSeq, a predicted model, not a curated record